AUGAGUAUCGGAGAAGAAGAAGGCAAAGGGAGCUCCAGGAAGCGUGGGCGUGAGCCGGAAAGUGCAUUCCGGGGAGUGCGCAAACGCAGCUGGGGACGCUACGUCUCGGAAAUACGGUUGCCGGGCCAGAAAACCCGGAUAUGGCUGGGCUCAUUCGGGUCCGCUGAGAUGGCAGCGCGGGCUUAUGACUCCGCCGCUUUUUUCUUGAAAGGAGCCUCUGCCAGCCUUAAUUUCCCCGACCUCGUCCACUCCCUCCCUCGCCCUCUCUCCUCCUCCCGGAGAGACAUACAAUCCGCCGCCGCUGAAGCCGCUCUCCACCCUCCCUCCGCCAAUACCGUACCGGAGAUCGAUCGGUGGUGGGACCAUUUGGGAGACGAAUCCAGCAUUUCGGCGACGUCGUUUGAGGAUGUGAAGGAAGCCCCUCUGAUGAGCCCCUUGAGGGUGGACUCCACUUUUGGAGAUUUCUCAUGGAAUCAGCUCUUUGAUUUCAACCAUGAUGACAUUCUCAACAUCCCCUCUUCUCUCUAA
Sphenostylis stenocarpa is the source of this 528-nucleotide messenger RNA. The record is from the annotation of a GenBank genome assembly. Lineage: Eukaryota; Viridiplantae; Streptophyta; Magnoliopsida; Fabales; Fabaceae.